AUGGCCGCUGCCAUGAAAACCAUCCGCCGCGCCUUCCUCGCCUUCUUCCGGAGCUACCCCGCUUUCGCUGGCACCGCCGCGCUCCUCUCCUUCCCUUUCUCAGCUGCGUCCCUCCUCGCCCACUCCUUGGGUCGCUCCUCCCCCGCCCUUCUCCGCCCCGUCUCAUCCCGCCUUGGCCUCCUCUUUCACGCCACCGGCUUCCCUCCUUCCCACCUCUUCACCCUCCUCCACUCCAGGCUCUCCCUAUCCAUCUUCGCCUCCGCCGCCACUCUCCCCUUCGAUCUCACUUUCCUCGUCCUCGCCCAGGCUGCCGUCGUCCGGGUCAUCUACCGACGACCGACCUCGACUCCCUCCCUGUUCUCGCUCAGACGUCUCUACCCCGCCCUAGCGCUGACCCACCUCCGCAACGCCCUCUUCGUCCUCGCAGCCAACGCCGCCGUCCUGUCGAUCCUCUGCCUUGCCUUCAACGCGCUGGCUACUCUCCGCCUGUCCACCGGAGCUGCCAUUCUCGCCGUCUCCGCCUCCGGCGUGAUCCUUUACUCCUUCUCAGUGGCCAGCGCCUCGGCGGCCUGCAACCUGGCGACGGUGAUAUCAGCCUCCGAGGGCGGGGCCGGGUGGCGAGCGCUGCGCGAGGCUCUGGCCGUCGUCCGUGGCCGGACGGCCACCGCCGUCGCCUUGAGCCUGCCGGCGAGUUUGGGCACGGCAGCCAUCGAAGCGUUGUUCCGCUUCAGGGUCGCGGCCGCGCGGCCAUGUCAGGCGCAGGUGGUCUGGGAGGCAUUGGUGAUCAUCUACAUGCGAUCUCUCCUCCUCGUCCUCGACACGAUCAUCGCCUGCGUCUUCAUCAACGAGUGUAGCAGCGGUUGCUCUUCCUUCUGGAGCAAAGACGGCGGCCCCUUCUCCUGCGCAGUAGAUCGUAUGGAAUCGGAAGAUAAGGUGCAGGUUUAA
Messenger RNA from Zingiber officinale, 945 nucleotides. RefSeq lists its product as uncharacterized. The record is from RefSeq and is a predicted model, not a curated record. The transcript has a single exon. Lineage: Eukaryota; Viridiplantae; Streptophyta; Magnoliopsida; Zingiberales; Zingiberaceae. Bases 1 to 945 code for a protein of 314 amino acids.